CUUUGUGGGCGUGUCAUAAAUCUAAGGGAGAUAAUUUGUAAACAAUAUGGCUGACGUUCCUGACAAUGCACCACAACAUUGUCCUGGAACAAAGAGUGAAACAGCUGGUAAAGUUGAUGCAUGUUCAGGUUGUCCAAACCAGUCCAUUUGUGCCAGCAGCUUACCAAAGGGACCAGAUAAAGAUGUGGGGGAAAUCAAGAAAAGACUAUCAUCUGUGAAACAUAAAGUCAUAGUUUUAUCUGGAAAAGGAGGUGUUGGGAAAAGUACAUUUACAGCUCAUCUGGCACAUGGACUAGCUUCAGGGAAUGAAAAACAGAUUGGUGUCUUAGAUGUUGAUAUAUGUGGUCCAUCCAUUCCUAGAAUACUUGGUGUUGAAGGAGAGCAGGUUCAUCAGAGUGGAUCAGGAUGGUCUCCUAUUUAUGUAGAAGACAAUUUAGCGGUGAUGUCUGUUGGCUUUUUGUUAUCAAGUCCAGAAGAAGCAGUUAUUUGGAGGGGUCCAAAGAAAAAUGGAUUGAUAAAACAGUUUCUACGAGAUGUAGAUUGGGGAGAAUUAGAUUAUUUGAUAAUUGACACCCCUCCAGGAACCUCUGAUGAACAUUUGUCUGUAGUUCAGUAUCUAAGUGAAUCCUCAGUUGAUGGUGCAGUUGUUAUUACAACCCCUCAGGAAGUGUCUUUACAAGAUGUAAGGAAAGAAAUAGGAUUUUGUAGAAAAGUUAAUCUACCCAUCAUUGGUGUAGUGGAGAACAUGAGUGGUUUUGUUUGUCCUAAGUGUAAGACUGAGUCCCAAAUAUUUCCACCAACAACUGGUGGUGGUGAAAAAAUGGCAGCUGAACUUGAUAUACCAUUUCUAGGGAAACUCCCAUUAGAUCCAAGAAUAGGUCAAUGUUGUGAUGAAGGAAAGUCUUAUCUGACGACAGUACCAGAUUCUCCUGCUACCAAAGCUUACAUUGAUAUUAUAAAUAGAAUUGAAAAGUAUUGUGAUAAUUUUGUAUCCAGUCGAAACAGUGAUACAGGAGAGAAGUCAAAAGAAUAAAAAAAAAACCAAUCAAUCUAAUAAACUUGUGCUGCACUGGAAAAUGGAUUUUUUACACCGUCUUGUGCCAAGAAUGUUUAAUGUAUUAAGACAAUAUUGGUGCAUCUUAAAGAAUAGAAUUUCAUAACAACAUUAACAAAUCUUUUGAAUAAAACAUCUUUUAAUUA
Messenger RNA from Mytilus trossulus (common blue mussel), 1200 nucleotides. Its product is annotated as cytosolic Fe-S cluster assembly factor nubp1-A-like. Lineage: Eukaryota; Metazoa; Mollusca; Bivalvia; Mytilida; Mytilidae. The record is from RefSeq and is a predicted model, not a curated record. Gene Ontology annotation, molecular function: ATP binding; 4 iron, 4 sulfur cluster binding; ATP hydrolysis activity. The coding region runs from base 47 to 1033 and encodes 328 amino acids. The transcript is spliced from 11 exons. Gene Ontology annotation, cellular component: cytosol. Gene Ontology annotation, biological process: iron-sulfur cluster assembly.